AUGGCAAAAGCACCACUUAAACAAUUAUCUGUUAAUACAUUCGAAAGUAUUCGAAUUAUGUCGCCUAAAUCAGCAACAAAAAAGCAUGCGCCUAUUAUAAUUGAUGGACAAUUAAUAAAGAAAAAGAAUGCUGUUUGUAAACGAUUACUACCUGUUGAAGAUACAAAUAAUGAUAUUUCAUCAAUUAUUCAAGUUGGUAUACGAAUGCCAACAAAUGAAUUUGAAAAAUUUGUUCCAAAAACAUCACUAGAAUCAUAUUGGCAUAUUAUGGCUGAACAUUAUCGAAUUAAACUUGAAGAAGUAACACGUGAAAAUCACCAACUUCAUGAAAUUGUUGAUGGAUUAAAUAAAGAUAAUGAAAAUUUACGUGCAGUUGCUGAUCAUUGUGAAUAUUUAACUGAUAUUAUUGAAAAAUUAACUAGUGAAGAUAAUAUUCAAAAUGCAAAUAAAUCAUCAGUUCGUGGACGUUUGUUUUGA
Rotaria sordida is the source of this 477-nucleotide messenger RNA. NCBI's taxonomy places the organism in Eukaryota, Metazoa, Rotifera, Eurotatoria, Philodinida, Philodinidae. The record is from the annotation of a GenBank genome assembly.